This is a messenger RNA of Plasmodium vivax (malaria parasite P. vivax), 5124 nucleotides long. Its product is annotated as potential phospholipid-transporting ATPase, putative. The record is from RefSeq and is a predicted model, not a curated record. The transcript has a single exon. Gene Ontology annotation, cellular component: plasma membrane. Gene Ontology annotation, biological process: phospholipid translocation. Bases 1 to 5124 code for a protein of 1707 amino acids. Gene Ontology annotation, molecular function: ATPase-coupled intramembrane lipid carrier activity; nucleotide binding. NCBI's taxonomy places the organism in Eukaryota, Apicomplexa, Aconoidasida, Haemosporida, Plasmodiidae.
AUGCUGCACACGCAGGUGAUGAACCUCCUGGAGUGGAUAUCCACCAAAAUCAGGGGCACGAGCAACGAAAACAGAAUAUACCUAAUCUCCAACUUUGAGGUGACCAAGGAAAACCACGAGCAGUACAUAAGGAAGGCCCAGGAGAAGCUGAAGGAAGAAGACCUUAACAUAGAUCUCAUAUUUGGGAAAAAACACAAAAAUGAAAUACGCACAGCAAAAUACAAACUGUAUAGCUUCCUACCACUAAUCGUUUUCUUUCAAUUCCUACGAUUGGGAAAUUUGUACUUUCUUUCCAUCUCCAUGCUGCAACUCAUCCCCGAAAUCACAGACUCGAAGGGAAUGCCCACCUACCUCAUCCCCCUGGUCUUCAUCAUCGUGGUCGCCAUGAUAAAGGAAUUUUUUGAAGACCUACAGAGGCAUAAAUCAGAUAAUGAAGAGAACAGCAAAAAGACCAUGGUCUUUCAAGAGGGCAUUUUGAAGGAGAAAAAAUGGGCAGAUGUGAAGGAUGGAGAUGUAGUAAAAAUAUUUUCCUAUGAGUACUUCCCUGCCGAUUUAAUUAUCCUCAAUUCGUCAAACAAAAAGGGAAUCGUUAAUAUUGAAACGAAGAAUGUUGAUGGAGAGUCGAACGUGAAACAGAAGUAUUGCCUUCCAGAUGUUGCCAAAUACUUUCAGGAUGAUAAACAUGCUGGGUACUGCCAGGCAGAGUUAAUAAGUGAAAGUCCAAAUGAUAAUAUUUUUGAUUACAAGGGGCAUAUGCUCUUGCCUCCUCUGCAAUAUAAGAAGGAGGGAGGACAGCUAGUGCACUUUUACGAUGCCUAUAAGGGGGGAGCCCCUUCUGGGGAGGACCAACUUGGGGAUAAAAAUAGGAGGAAAACGGAAAGGGGGAAAAUAAGCAACUGCCACACGGAUGAACAUAAUGACGAAGUAGCCACCCCUGGGUGGAGGGACAAACAGGGAAGUGGCUCCUUUUCGGGGAGCCACACCAAGGAGGAUCACCUCAGCGCAGAACGCACAGCUGUGCAGGUCACCAUAGAUAACGUAGUCCUCAGAGGAACAUCCCUCGUAAACACCAAGUGGAUCUACGGACUGGUUAUCAACACGGGCAAUAGAACCAAGCUGAUGAAGAAUGCCUCCACCAAGUCCAGGCAAAAGUGGUCGAGAUUAGAAUUCGUUUAUGGCAACCAUGUGAUUGUCCUCAUCAUAUGCCAAGUGCUAAUUUCCUUCAUCGUUGCAAUUGCGGGUGUCCUAUGGAUGAGGAGAAAGGGCUACAAUUUGUGGUACUUAAAUCUGGGCCAUCAGGCAGAUAGCCUCAAAACGUUUUUCAUCACCAUUGGAUCUAUGAUUCUCCUCUUUGGGUCCUUCAUCCCAGUGGAUCUUCUUCUAAUUUGGGAGGUCGUUCGCCUUUUGCAAGGGUACCUAAUAAAUUGGGACAACGACAUGUACAGCGCCAAGUGUGGCAGGCACGCCCUCAGCAAGGCUGGGCAGCUCCUUGAAGAAAUGGGCAACAUCACGCACAUCUAUUCGGACAAGACCGGCACGCUCACGCAGAACAUCAUGCAGCUGCAGAACAUCGGGCUGGGGAACAAGGGCAUCUACGGCUUCUACGAUUUUAGCAACAUCAGGGAGAACAUCCUGCGCAGGCGCGGGGGGGGGAGCGGCGGAAGCGGUGGAAGUGGUGCAAGCGGUGCAAGCGGCGUGAGCGGCGGGAUGAGUGGCUUGUGCGGGAAGAGCCAGCGUGACUGGAGGAAUCGCCGCGGCGGGGAGGACCUGCCCACCAGGGACAGCGCCGACCCCAGCCUCAGCUCGGAGGACGGCAGCGGCGAGUCCUGCGAACUGCCGCCCCUCACGUGGUCCAAGACCUCCGUCAACCCCCACAAGGAGAAGAAGAGCCUCAUGCACAGGAACAGCCUCACCAGCGAGCACGCCGCCGCGGACGUCUACGCGGAGGACGACUUCCAGAGGGGCGAAAACGAGUUCGUCUUCUUCAACAGGAUCCUCUUCGUCAACAAGAUCUACAGCAUCCGGGGCGACGUGGAGGACCAGGUGCACUUCCUCCUCCUCGUGCUCAGCCUCUGCCACAGCGCGAUGAUACGGAACGUGGACAUCGACGAGGUGGGCGGCGCGGCCAACGCGGCCAGCGAGCCGAGCGAAGCCAGGGAAGCCAGGGAAGCGAACGAAGCGGGUGAACGUGCUGCAGACAUGGUAGUAAAUGAGGCGGAUGGACCUGCUUCGGGCGAGGGAGGGGCCCCCCCCGCCCGCGCCCCCUCCGGCGAAGGCAACCCCGAGAAGACCAAAAUAUUCGACCGCGAAACGAUGAUCAAUUACACGUACCUCACACAGCCGCAGCCGCAGUACGACGCCAGCUCGCCGGACGAGUUGGCCCUAAUCAGCACGGCGCUCUACCUGGGCUGCGAAUUCGUGAAUAGACCCAACCUGACGACGAUCGAAAUUGAGCUCACGUCCACCUUCGCCCAGAGGUUCAUCCUGGGGGAGAAGGCCUACAACGACUUUCUGCAGAAGAAGGGCUACUACGAAGACAACUUUGAUGUGUGUUUCCCGGAGGUGGGCUCUUCCCGGGAGAGGAGGCGGGACCCCCGGCUGAGCGAUGCCCCAGGGAGGGAAAGCGGCAAUAUGGGGAGCGCCAACAAGGAAAGCGGCAUCAAAGAAAGCGCCAACCUGCACGUAGCCAUCCCCAUGAAGAACCUCUUCACAGCGAACAGGGCAAACCCGAAGGAGGAGGCCAAACGCGAGGGGGAAAAAAACAACCGGGUGGUCGUGCCCAUUCUGGCCUACGAAAUACUAGACGUCUUCGCAUUUGACAACGUGAGGAAGCGCAUGUCCCUAAUUGUAAAAAAUGAAAAGAAAGAAAUCUACAUGCUAGUCAAAGGAGCAGACACCAGUGUGUUGAAGCUAGCGGCGAAGAACCAAGAGCACAUAGUGGACCACGUGAUGUACCAGCUGAAUGCAUUUGCCACCUCCGGGUUGAGGACCCUCGUCUUGGGGUAUAAACACCUCACCGAGGAAGAAUUCGCCAACAUGUACCAACACCAUGUGGAGGCAAGAAAAAAAUCGGAGCAGCGCAAAGAGGGUGAAGACUAUUUGGGAAAGUUCUACGAUGAAGCAGAGGCCAAUUUGAUUAUCAUUGGCUGCACCGGGAUAGAUGACAAGCUGCAGGAUGACGUCCCCCAGGUGAUACAGGACUUGAGAGACGCGGGGAUGACCAUCUGUGUACUCACUGGGGAUAAAUUAGAGACGGCCAUAAACAUAGGACACUCAAUUAACAUAUUAAAUAAGCAAACCUACAAUGCGGUGUUCACCGAGACAGACCCAAAUGUCCUAUUAGAGCAAAUGAAAAUUCAUGAAAGGAACACCAACGCAGCGAAUCUGCUCAAUGUAGACCACGGAACUAAGUGGUGGAAUAGCGUCAAUUGGGAAAACCUAAAUUUAGAUCUACGGUCAGAAACGAUUUUAAAUUUUAUGAAAACUAAUUUUUAUGGGUCCAUCAAGAAGAGCGUCAUCUCGUCUACCAACAUGUAUAACUUGAGGAACGAAAACUCCCUGCCAGAAUUGGCCAAACAGGAAAAGAUAUUUAACUCCUUCCUUGAGUCUAGCGAAUCCUUUGCUAAUAAUUGCAACGAUGUGGAGAAGGCCAAAGGUAAGGACAAGGUGCACUACUCUCAAUUUUCUAUAACCAUCACGGGGGAAGCACUGGACGAAAUUAUGAAGAGCAAAAUUUUAAAAAUAAAAUUCUAUACCCUAGCUAGGAGUGCAUCUACUCUCAUUGCUUGUAGAGUCACUCCUAAGCAAAAGUCCCUUUUGGUCAAAGAAAAUUCUGCUUUCAAUCCUAGGGGGACCUCCUUAGCCAUUGGAGAUGGGGCAAAUGAUGUGGGCAUGAUUCUGAUGGCCAAUGUGGGUGUAGGAAUUGCUGGAAAGGAGGGGUUACAAGCAGCCAGGUCCUCCGAUUUCACCAUAAGCGAAUUUAAGUAUUUAAAAAAAUUACUCUUUGUUCAUGGGAGGGAAUCUCUAAGAAGGAAUUCCUUCCUAGUCUAUUUUUGCAUUUUUCGAAAUGUGAGUUUCUGCCUCUGCUCGAUGGUUUUGAAUUUCUGGACCGGUUACAGUGCCAUCGAUGCGUGGAACCCCUGGACCAAGCAAAUCAUUAACAUCGCGUUUACUUCCCUCCCGGUUAUCUUUUUCGUUGCUCUGGAUAAGCAGCUCCCGCACCGCAUACUCUUGAAAAACCCGCUCCUAUACGAGACCUCUCCGUCUACCUUAUGGCCGCUCUACUCCAAUAAGAGGAUCGAAUUCUACACCGAGAAGAUAAAGCAGGUGUACAAAAGCAUUUUCCACUUUUGCCUCAUCCCCUUUAGAUUAAUUCCUUUUUUCCAAAAAUCGACGAACAAAAUGAAGGCCUGGAUUGGCAAACGGUCUAAACCGGAGAAGUACAGAUCGUAUGGCACUCAUUACCUCUUCGUUUACUUACUCUUUGCAAUUUGGCUAGCUACAGUGGAAACCAUCAUCAUGCUGCACUUUGCCACUGGUCAGGCGGAUUCUCUAAAGGAGGAACAACAUAACGUAGAUAUUGACUUUCAUACCUUUUCACAAAUUCUCUACACCCACCACGUCAUAGCAGUCAAUGCAGUCGUCGUGCUGCUUACCAACACGUGGUUCGUCAUUUCGCACAUUGUCCUGUGGAUGGAAAUCGUCGCCACGUUCUUCUUCUGGUUCAUCGUGAGCAAUACGAAACUGUUCUUACAUAUCAUGGGGGCUGAUGAAUUGCAUGGCACAUUUGAGAAGGCCCACUCCUCAGGCAAUUUCUACCUCGCCAUGUUCGUCUCUCUCUACGUUUCUCUCCUGCCACUCAUUCUCCUUAUGACGUACCAGUUUAUGAAGAAGCCCACCAUGGAGCAAAUUGUCUUGGAGCAACUGAAGCUGGGGAAGUUUGAGGGCCUCCGGAAAUACGAAGUUAAGAAGCUCGCCUACAUUGACAGCAAGAACAGCUCCCAUGUCUUCUCGCACAAGGGCUUCGCCUUCGCCGUCGAGGCCAAGGAGGCCUUCUGGGGCCUCGUGCAGAAGGCCAUCUACAAAAUUAAGAUUCCGCUCGCCAAGGCAGAGGGGCAGAAGUGA